This is a messenger RNA of Malassezia japonica, 2109 nucleotides long. RefSeq names its product [histone H3]-dimethyl-L-lysine(36) demethylase (gene MDV1). The coding region runs from base 1 to 2109 and encodes 702 amino acids. The record is from RefSeq and is a predicted model, not a curated record. NCBI's taxonomy places the organism in Eukaryota, Fungi, Basidiomycota, Malasseziomycetes, Malasseziales, Malasseziaceae. Gene Ontology annotation, molecular function: protein binding. The transcript has 3 exons.
AUGGUGUGGCCGAGCGCGCCCGAGAGCCCGGUGAAGCGCAUGCAGCGCUCGACCGAGAGUCCGGUGAAGCGGAUGCACCGCUCGACCGGCUCAUCGCACCGUAACGAUAUCGAUGCGCCGCGCUCCGCGGCGAGCGAGCCGAGCCGGCUCCUGUCCGAGAUGGCGCCCCACCUGAUGACCCCGGCGAUGGUCAAUGCGCUGACCAAAGUGAGUCUGCAGGCCGGCCAGCUCUCUGCCUCGCGUGAUCCGUAUCCACUGAAGCGGUCGACGUUGCUGCUUGCGCCGCAGUUUUCGAUCGAGAACCCCGCGCGGUCGCUCGCGAGGAUCAGCUCGUCGCUGCUGCAGUUCUCCGGCCUAAAAGGCGCGCGCACGCCGGCGAACCAGCCCAUGACCUCGAUGGAUGUGGGAGUGCUGGAAGAGAGCCAGCGCAUCCUCGAAGGCGCCACCGCGGACCUCGAAACGGCGCUCGACACGUCCGAGCUCGACGCGGAGCGCGACGAGGUCCCCGUGUCGCUCCUGCGUGGCUUCCAGGCGACCGUGCCCCAGGCGUACGCGGGCAAGACGCGGCGGCGCAACGUGCGUGCGAUCGCCAGUGCACAGACCGAGCGGCGGCCGCGCCGCGAGCGCGUCACAAGGAUGGCGAGCGCCGAAAAGAAGCUGCUGUCCCUCGAGGAGCUCGAGCAGCAAAACGCCGAGAUCACCGAAGAGAUGCGCAACGUCACCAUCCGGCGAAACCUGUAUAACGCAGAGAUUGUCCAAGUCGAUGCCAAGAUCGCCGCGCUGGAAGCCAUCAAGACCUCGCUGCAGAACAAGCUCGUCGAGGUGCGGGAGGAAGAGCUCGAGCUGGACGACGAACUGCAAGGCCUCACCGAGCUCCUCGAGCUCCAGCGGCACAGGCGCUCGAUGCCGGGCGGCCGCGGCCUCGACGCCACGACACUCCUGCCGCAGGAGCCGCCGACGCACCGCGGCACCAGCCGGCGGCGAAAAGGGCCCGUGUUCCUCCCGUCGGAGCACGACGAGCUGCCUCCCGGCGUGGCGUUCAUGACGCUCGCGAACCAUGCGGGUCCGAUCACGGCGCUCGACUUUUCCGAGCCGUACGGCACACUCGUCUCGGCGUCUGCCGACGAGAAUAUGCGUGUCUGGGACCUGAGCACCGGCGAAGAGGUCGGCCGGCUGCGGGGCCACACGGACACGGUCAAGUGCCUCCAGGUCGAGGACGAGCUGUGUGUCACCGGCUCGCUCGACCAUGCGCUGCGCCUGUGGGACCUGCGGCGUGUCGACGACUACGAGACGGCUCUGUCCGCGCGCCUGGAAGGGACCGGCGGCGAGGACGCCGAGGAUCCGUGUGUGCGCACGCUCGAAGGGCACUCGAAAGGCGUCACGGCGCUCUACUUUGACGACGGGUGCCUCGUCACCGGCGCGGCGGACAAGACGCUGCGGCAGUGGGACCUGGAGACGGGCCAGUGUGUGCUUACGAUGGAUAUCCUGUGGGCCAUGUCCAACACCAGCACGCACGCCAUGGUCGACCUGCGCCCCGACGAUCCGUUUGCGCCGCCGUCGCCCGAUCCGAACAUCGACCCGCUGGGGAGCAUUUCGAACCAGUUCACCGGCCCAUUUUCCUACCCCACGCCCCCGUACGAGGACGGGAGCUGGGAGAUGUUCCAAGACUUUGUCGGCGGCGUGCAGUUCUGGGGAUACGCGCUGGCGAGUGGCAGCGGCGACGGCGGCGUGCGUCUGUGGGACCUGCGCACCGGCCAGGCGCACCGCACGCUCCUCGGCCACACCGCGCCGAUCAGCUGCCUGCAGUUUGACGAGAUGCACCUCAUGUCCGGCUCGCUCGACAAGACCGUGCGCAUUUGGGACCUGCGCAUGGGCAACGUCGUGGAGACGCUCCAGUACGACUACCCCGUGACCGCGCUCCAGUUUGACUCGCGCAAAGUGCUCACCGCGUGCGGCGCACGCGCCCUCGAUAUGUACAACCGCACCUCGGAAAAACACGCGCCGCUCUCGAUCAAUGGCCACACGGCACCGGCCGAGCACCUGCGGUACAUGGACCGCUACGCAGUGACCGGCGCGCGCGACAGCUGCAUCAAAGUAUGGUCCUUGUAG